CUGAUGUCAGCUCACGUGCAAGGUUUCCAGGGCAGAAUAUGAAAAAUCUAUAUUUUAUGUUUGAAUCAAUACUUGGAAGCACCGAUAUACUCAGUUCAAGCGAGGAUAAUGUUUUUCGCUAAAUAUCAUGACAAAUAGAUAGUUUGUUGCACAAACCGAUGAUGGAUCCGGACUCGGGACUAGACUUAUUAUUACCGACAGCCAUAUGCACGCUUCCAGUUGUACGGAAGAUCAAUUGGUCAUGCUAUUUAUAAAGAUCAGAUGAAUUUUCGGAUGUCUCACUUUCUCAUUGUGAAGUGUUUUGGGGAGUGAUGGCCAUGGACGGAAGAACUAACUUGAAUAUUCCGUGUGAUAUCUUCAGAGGUUUUUUUUACUGGGGUGUCGUGCAAUUUUUCUGACACAAAUAUUUUAUUUUUUUAAUCACUUCGUAUAGAGAUGCUUGCUUUAAACAUUUAUGUGGAUUUAAUCUUCUCAGGAUUUUAAAUUAUGUUGGUUGGAUACUUUCCAGGUAAAUUGUUUUGCUUUGUAAGCAGUGCAAACAGUAAGUGUACACAUGAGGGUUGGAAUUGACUUUCUUACUUUGCAACCAGAAAGAGAUGUGCUAAGUUUUUCCUUUUGAAGUCACGUGAUUAAAAAUAGCGGAUACUUUUGACAUUUCCUAUAAAAUCACAAAAGUUGGAUUGUGUCAGUGAUGUUGGAUUUUAACAGAAACAGUUCGGAGUGAGAUUUUAUUUCAUAUUUGGAGGAAGUAUUCUGAGGCUUUUUCGCCGUUAUGGAAAAAAGUCUCCAACGGCGUGACAGUUUUCCUAAAGUGCAUCUCAAGCGCCGCGAGAGUUUCCCUAAAGACCCUUCAUCGAGCCCUCAUCCGGGGGGUUUAAAAAGAAGGCUCAGUUUCGCUACAGUAGCUAAAAAGGCUCUACAACACAAGCGAGAGGAUGAUCGGGAGAGAGAAAAGAACGAGUUGAAGUCUCGAAUUGACGAGUUAGAAAGUUACAAAUCUAAAUAUGAACAACUGCUGGAGGAUAAUCAGGCGCUCAAGAGAAAGGUUGAUCACAUGUACUUGGGCCAAAGUGAUGCAAGUCAGAAACUCCUCAAGACAACUGAACAAAACGACAAACUACGUCUGGAGAGCAAGAAAAAAACAGAACAGAUUGAGAAGUUUCAGCGCGACACACGUUUCAUGGAAGACCGUGUACGGAAUCUAGAAAUCAGAGCAUCUGAAGUAGAUAAGGCUGAAUUGAUUCUGGAGUCGACCAAACAGGUGUUGGAGUCGACUCUAUCACAACUCCGAGGGAGGGAACACGAAAUUAGGACUUUAACGUUAGAACAGGAUGAGACGGAGAAGAAGUUACAGCAAACAAACAAGGAAGUGAGAGACCUGGAGAAUAAGAUGCAGGACCUAAAAUAUCAAGUACGACAGGAACUGAUGAAGAAUGAAAAUAUUGAAAAGAAUUUGGAAACAAUUCCCAAAUUGAAAGAGGAGAUUAAGGAAAGAGAAGAGAAACUGCAGAGCCUGCAAAAAGAUGUAGAUGAGAAGACAAUAUUACUGGCGACAUCCAGAAAGGCGGUCCGGGAAUACCGAGAGCAACUCAGAGAGUCCGAGAGGUCAGCAUCACGGUCAGAAAACCUUAAAGAGGAGAUGGACAUUGCCCAGUAUGAAGUGUCUACACUCAAAAAACUCUUACAGGGAAAGGACUUCCUUAUUAUACAGAAGUCGAAAGCCUUAGAUCUGGCCAAGGAUGUGAUCACGAGCAUGAAACAGUCGACAGAAAAGGAACAGAUAGACAAAAUUGUACGUCGGUUGGAGAAGAUAGGAAACCAACAAUCACACUGUACCUCCAAUGGCAACCUCAGCUCCAGUGACCACACAUUUAACGAGUACGAUACAUUCGGCAGUAUGGAAAGGCCACAGCCGGGCCGAAACAAAGGAAAACACAAUAAUGGACCUGGCAUUGAUGUCAACAGACACCCUUAUUCCACGGAUAUGGAAAAAGAGCCCUAUUAUAGAAAACGUCCAGUGUCUGCAAGUAUCUUCCAGGAACUUUUGUCUGACGGCAAUGAAGAUAUGCGCACGAAAACUGCCAUCGUAAGACCUACUGUGAAACGGACAUCCUCUUUCAAGGAGGCAGGCAAUACUCGGACUCAUUCCUCCUUAUCCAAACGUUCACAGCAACCAAGCGAGCAUUCCUCGGGACGGCUAUCUUCCAUGGACCGCAAACAUCUCAGUAACAGUUUCGAUACAACAGAUGGCGUUGUACAUAGUAGGAACUGUAUGAAUUAUGAUUGCGUUAGUCAAAGAACACAGUCCCCACGCGGGACAUCACCAUGGAUACGAAGGUCAAGGUCAGAACUGUCAAUGAGUAGUGACUUGUCGUCAAUGUCUUCUGACAACGCCGACGAUGCUAUGAGUACAAAUUUAAUGUCUAAGCUUGCAAAACUUUCAUCACGAGAGAAAGAGGAUAUUCUGUGUACAUUCGUGUCACCCGGAGAUAGGAUUUUAUUUAGCAUACCUCAGAAACCACCGCGUUACGGCAAAAAGAUCGUUCCAAAGCCGAAGAUAUACACAGGCAUCGUCAAGUAUCGGGGAACUCUCGACAAACCUGGCUUUGAUCCCAGAAUGUUUGUAGGAGUCAGGCUUGACGACCCAGUGGGCGAGACGGACGGUAUGUACAAAGGAAAAAGAUACAUGUAUACACCAUUUGAUCAGGGAAAAUUCUUCAAACUACUUGACGCCACUUCUGUGCUGGAUGUUGAGGAUGGAAAAUACAAACUGUUGUCAUCCUUACUGUGUAAACACUUGACACAGGAUCAAGAAAGGUCAACAUGACACCACAGUCAACAUCUACAAGAAUUUAUAUAGGUCAACAUGAUGUUGACACUAGAGUCAGCACCCACAACAGCUGUAGAAGUCAACAUGAUAUUGACACCACGGUCAACAACCACAGGAGCUCUAGAAGUCAACAUGAUGUUGACACCAGUAAACACUUAAAGGAGCUUUAUAGGUCUAGAUGAUGUUGACACUAGAGUCAACCUCCACACACAGGAGCUUUAUAGAUCAACAUGAUGUUGACACUACAGUCAGCACAUACGGCAGAUGUAGAAGUCAACAUGUUGUUGACACCAGUCAACACUUACAGGAGCUUUAUAGGUCAACAUGAUGUUGACACCACGGUCAACAACCACAGGAGCUGUAGAAGUCAACAUGCUGUUGACACCAGUAAACACUUAAAGGAGCUUUAUAGGUCAAGAUGAUGUUGACACCACAGUCAACACCCACACACAGGAGCUGUAGAAGUCAACAUGAUGUUGACACUACAGUCAACACAUACAGCAGAUGUAGAAGUCAACAUGUUGUUGACACCAGUAAACACUUAAAGGAGCUUUAUAGGUCAACAUGAUGUUGACACCACAUUCAACACCCACACACAGGAGCUUUAUAGAUCAACAUGAUGUUGACACCACAGUCAACACCCACAUGAGCUGUAGAAGUCAACAUGAUGUUGACACCACGGUCAACAGCAACAUGAGCUUUAUAGGUCAACAUUAUCGUUUAGCCGUUACAUAGAGAUAUGAUAUUUUGUACAAUCCAUAAUAUUUCACAUUCAGUAUAGCCUGUAUCUAUAAUUAACAGUAUUUCAAGAGAUAAAAGAUAUCUAGGUAUACACGUUUCCGCCUGUCACCUGUAAACAUACAGUACACCAUUUUAUUUUGAGAUAUAAAGAACAAUGUCAGCCUGCCAGACAGCCAGCCAGCCAUCUUUGACCACGGUGUUAAAUCUAGGAUUCAGAAAGUAGUGAUAUUUCUUUUUCUUGUAUUUCUGAACGCUGGACCACCUAGGCCCAGCUUGUGCAAUAUAAAUUAUCUACAUGGUCAUUAACUUUUAAAAAAGGUUUUAAUCUUCCUCUCCUAAAGUAAACAUUGACUAUAAAAUCAUGAAGCAAUAAUGAAUAAUGUUGGUAUUUAUGUGUUUGUUUUGUGGUAUCAGGUCAAGGACUCUUAUUAAAAGGUCAAGGUCAUCGAAUACAUUCCAUAACACCAAGUGCUUCCUUAGGUAUACGGUCAAGGUCAUAAUUAUAUUCGGGUAAACAUCAAUCACAAAAGCGUUUAUUUGUGAUUGAGACAAAUUUGACCUGGAAAGUCAAGGUCAAGGUCACACUGUUUUAUCUCCUUCAAGGCGAAUUCCAAUCUUUAAUAAUGUGUUAUGUCUCUAGUAAUGUACAAAUAAUGACGUCAUAUCAAAUAAUGACGUCAAACAUUAUAUGACUGUUAGGUCUCUAGAAAUGUACAAAGAAUGACGUCAUACAAAGUAUGAGUGACGUCAUAUGAGUGUUAGAUAUCUAGUAGUGUACAAAUAGUGACGUAAAUUGAGUGUUACGUCUAUAGAAAUCUAGAAAUAGUGACGUCAAAUGAGUGUUAGGUCUUUAGUAAUGUAGAAGUACUUACGUCAUAUAAGUGUAAGGCAGUCUCGAGAAAUGUACAAGUAGUGACGUCAUAUGAAUGUUAGUUCUCUAGUAAUGUACAAAUAGUUACGUCAUAUGAAUGUUAUGUCUCUAGAAAUGUACAAAUAGUGACGUCAUUUGAGUGAUAAGUCUAGUAAUAUAAAAAAGUGAUGUUAUAUGAUUUUUACGUUUAUAGAAAUGUUUAAGUAGUUACUUCAUAUGAGUGUUAGGUCUCUAGUUAUGUACAAAUAGUGACGUCAUAUAAGUGUUAGGUCUCUGGCAAUGUCCAAAAACGACGUCAUAUGAGUUGCACUCUCUAUGAAGCAUACAUAUAGUGACGUCACAUGAAUGUUAGUUCUCUAGUAAAUGUACAAAUAACCGUGUGAUGACGUGCUACGAGAGCUUCCUGACUAUUGUUAACAUCCAAUUGUUGUGAGAUGUUAAAAAUGCUAUCAUUAACAUGUUUAGAGUUCUGUUAUAGGGAAAUUCCUUCGUUUGAAUAAAGUUCAGGUCGUCAAAAUGGAACUUAAUGGAAAAUAUGUAUUUCUCCCAAGUAGUAAAAUGUAUAAUCCUUACAUUAAUAAGUCAGUUUUACUCUCAAGGGAAACCGAAGGGCUUCAAGUAUUAAAUCCUAAAACUUCUUAAUUCGCCCCGAAGUAUCACUAAUUACCGCAAAGACAGAUGAUAUUUGUGUACGAUCCGUCAUUUUUCUGUACAUUUUGGCUUUAAUUUUAUUCCUAGUAGGAACUCAUGUAAGACAAAUUCGAACACCGAUUUCAUCAACAGAAAUUUUGCAUGUUUCUAUUGUCCAAACGAAGGAAUGCCCCUUUAAUUCUUGUUUAAUUAAUCAUGUAUAAGUUAUGUAUGUAUUCAUGUUAUUGCUGAGGUUACCAAACUUCUCUAUAACAGACGGUGACUGUCAUAGUAUGACAUUUAAACAUAUCAUUAUAAUCGAUUUUUAUCACAGUGUGAAGAAUCCAUGGUUCCCAGGUUUCACGGACUUCAGGAAAUAUGUCGAUACGAAAUAUCGCAUUAUGAAUAUAUCUUGCUGUUAAAGUUGAAAACAACAUAUGCAUGAGGUCUUAGAAGUACACAAAUAAAGCAGAUAAGAUAUCGGAAA
Messenger RNA from Pecten maximus, 5559 nucleotides. RefSeq names its product coiled-coil domain-containing protein 186-like. The transcript has 13 exons. The coding region runs from base 773 to 2827 and encodes 684 amino acids. The record is from RefSeq and is a predicted model, not a curated record. NCBI's taxonomy places the organism in Eukaryota, Metazoa, Mollusca, Bivalvia, Pectinida, Pectinidae.